Molecule: messenger RNA, 882 nt
Organism: Procambarus clarkii (red swamp crayfish)
Lineage: Eukaryota; Metazoa; Arthropoda; Malacostraca; Decapoda; Cambaridae
Source: RefSeq, a predicted model, not a curated record
AUGGUGGAGGGCCCGGGUCUUCAGGGGACCAUGGUGGAGGGCCCGGGUCUUCAGGGGACCAUGGUGGAGGGCCCGGGUCUUCAGGGGACCAUGGUGGAGGGCCCGGGUCUUCAGGGGACCAUGGUGGAGGGCCCGGGUCUUCAGGGGACCAUGGUGGAGGGCCCGGGUCUUCAGGGGACCAUGGUGGAGGGCCCGGGUCUUCAGGGGACCAUGGUGGAGGGCCCGGGUCUUCAGGGGACCAUGGUGGAGGGCCCGGGUCUUCAGGGGACCAUGGUGGAGGGCCCGGGUCUUCAGGGGACCAUGGUGGAGGGCCCGGGUCUUCAGGGGACCAUGGUGGAGGGCCCGGGUCUUCAGGGGACCAUGGUGGAGGGCCCGGGUCUUCAGGGGACCAUGGUGGAGGGCCCGGGUCUUCAGGGGACCAUGGUGGAGGGCCCGGGUCUUCAGGGGACCAUGGUGGAGGGCCCGGGUCUUCAGGGGACCAUGGUGGAGGGCCCGGGUCUUCAGGGGACCAUGGUGGAGGGCCCGGGUCUUCAGGGGACCAUGGUGGAGGGCCCGGGUCUUCAGGGGACCAUGGUGGAGGGCCCGGGUCUUCAGGGGACCAUGGUGGAGGGCCCGGGUCUUCAGGGGACCAUGGUGGAGGGCCCGGGUCUUCAGGGGACCAUGGUGGAGGGCCCGGGUCUUCAGGGGACCAUGGUGGAGGGCCCGGGUCUUCAGGGGACCAUGGUGGAGGGCCCGGGUCUUCAGGGGACCAUGGUGGAGGGCCCGGGUCUUCAGGGGACCAUGGUGGAGGGCCCGGGUCUUCAGGGGACCAUGGUGGAGGGCCCGGGUCUUCAGGGGACCAUGGUGGUGGGCCCUGAAGCAUAUGGUGUACACUACCUCUAG